AUGCGGCGACUAAUUGCGCUUCUCCUAUUGCCCGUAGUUUAUGGACAAGUUGUUCAAGAUGACCUCGAGAUGUCGGCGGAAGAUUGCCAAGCAGCCGGCUUUUAUCCCGAUGUUUUGAAGUGUUCUACAUGCGAGGAGUUGCUGAAAUUUGAACUGGACUUGAUCUACACCGAUUGCAAGCGGUGUUGUAUCAAAGAAAAAGAGGCCGAGCACGAGAAAUUUCCGAUCGCCCACGUGGAAGUGUGCGAAUGCAAUCUCGCGCGGUUCCCGCAGGUUCAAGCCUUCGUCCACAAAGACAUGGCCGAUCAGUUUGGCGGCAAGGUGAAGGUGAAGCAUGUCCGAGGUGUGCGACCCCAGAUCAAGCUCAAGGACUAUUCCGGCAACACCAAGCAGCUACUGAACAUUGAAAAAUGGGACACAAACACAAUCAUCGACUUCUUGACGCAAUGGAUCGAA
Mesorhabditis spiculigera is the source of this 456-nucleotide messenger RNA. NCBI's taxonomy places the organism in Eukaryota, Metazoa, Nematoda, Chromadorea, Rhabditida, Rhabditidae. The record is from the annotation of a GenBank genome assembly.